Messenger RNA from Hippoglossus stenolepis (Pacific halibut), 1925 nucleotides. RefSeq lists its product as uncharacterized. Gene Ontology annotation, biological process: cytokine-mediated signaling pathway. NCBI's taxonomy places the organism in Eukaryota, Metazoa, Chordata, Actinopteri, Pleuronectiformes, Pleuronectidae. Gene Ontology annotation, cellular component: external side of plasma membrane; signaling receptor complex. Bases 1 to 1845 code for a protein of 614 amino acids. The record is from RefSeq and is a predicted model, not a curated record. The transcript is spliced from 14 exons. Gene Ontology annotation, molecular function: cytokine binding; cytokine receptor activity.
AUGGAGCACAGCUCUGAGACCAGUGGAGCUAGCAUCUGUAUGGAGGUGGUAUACCUUACGGGGGUCAGCAAAAGCCAGAACUGGUGCAGUGACACGUGUUUCUCUGAAGGGUCUGCAUGUGAAGCUCCUACAAGUCCUGAGUGCUUCAAGAAAAAUGCUAGCGAAUCGGUUUACACGUGUGAAUGGAGCAUGAGCCCGACUGAUGGCAAUGUGACGUUCGACCUUUACUUUAAUAAAACAAAGUUUAAGGGCAUUUACCAGACCUGGCGCACGAUCUGUGGGAAAGCGUUGAUCCAACGCCGAGAGGUUUACAUUUGGGUGGAAGCUCAUGUAGGAAACUCCAGCUGCUCAUCGCCCAGGAGGUCUGUGGUGCUCAAAGACAUAGUUAAGUAUGAUGCACCACAAAAUAUUUCACUGGUCAAAAAACAGCCUCAGCUUAAUGUGGGAGGCUCCAGAGAAGCAUCCAGCUUUAGCCGAGGUCUGGUUUCGACGAGAUGGACACCCCGCAGAAUCGUGGGAAAAAACCAGGUGACGGUGGAGAAUCUCUCGCAGCAUUCAGCUCACUGGGUUCAGAUCAGACAACGGUCCACUCAGGUCAAAGACCCGCUGUGGAGCCACUGGUCUCCAGUGGUGAUUGUUCCUGCAGACAUUUCAUUUGACUCAUUGACCUGUUGCCCCCACCUCAAAACAAAUAACUUCACCAUUUAUGUGUCAUACUCUCCCGUCGACAUCUCUGUCAUCGCCAGAAAUGCAGCAGGGUGUUCUCCUUCAGCCACCGUUCAUGUGCCAGCCGAUCCUACUGCGGAUUUAAAAACUUGUGACAAAACGGUGGAUAAUAAAUCGAAUAAGAAAACUUGCAAGCAAUGGUACGAGCUUCAAGAUGGAGGUUUGAAGCCAGAACGUGUGAUAACUUUAGAAAGUAAGAAAAAACAAGUAAGGGAGCAAGAAAGAAAGAGCGUAGCUCUGUUACAGGAUUACGUUGGCUACCUUUACUUUGAACACAUGUGUGACGUUGGGAAGCUGCGGACAGUUAAGACGUGCCUCUACUACCAAAAAGAGGGAGCACCGCGCAGAGAACCUCAGGAUAUCACUGUUUUUGGUCAAACGCACAAUUCUGCUAACCUCUCCUGGAAAGCGAUCACCUCUGAGGACCAGCGAGGUUUCCUCACACACUACAGCCUGUGCAGUGUGAAAAUGGGUUCGCGGGAUGAGAUGAGAGAGUGCCAUAACAUAUCAGCCUCAUUGAGAAAAUACAGUCUGGAAAACUUGACACUGGGAACAAAAUACAAUAUCAGCCUGGCCGUAGUGACCCGAGCGGGAGCAGGACCCGCAGCCCGAGUCACUAUCAACACGCUGCAGGAGAAACAUGUGAAUGUGUGGUUGAGUUUGGGCCUGCUGAUUGGGUUCUUCUUCACCUCGACAAUGUGCACCGUCGUCUUGAAGAGAAUCCAAAACAAAAUCUUUCCUCCUGUGCCGACGCCUGUUAUUCCAGAUUUCUCACCCAAUCAACAUGGUCAGGAGAUGCUGGAGGGGAAAGAGGAGGUGGACGAGCUGAUACUGCUGCAGCUGCACCCAGAGCGGAAGACUGUCCCUCAGGAAGCAGAGGAAACCACCACCCUCCGAGGAGAGUGGGACGCUGGGAGCGACGAGGACGUGGAGAAUGAGAGUGAGGGGGAUUCGAGGAUGUCAGAGGGGAGCGGUGAUGAGAGUCCUGGCUCCACAGAUCAGGAGCAGAAGAGCUCCAGAGUCAAAAAACUAACAGAUCUGGAGCAGGUGGAAAGUGAGAUCGCCAUGCUGAUAUACAGGAAUGGUUUGGUCUUUGAUCUAAAGACAGAUUCACCUUAAAGACAAAAUCUUUUACAUAUUUGUUCACCUAUACUGGAUUAAUGAAUUCUGUUUUGAAAGUUGUAUCUUUUUAAGCAACA